This is a messenger RNA of Nelumbo nucifera (sacred lotus), 2262 nucleotides long. Its product is annotated as ABC transporter G family member 14-like. Lineage: Eukaryota; Viridiplantae; Streptophyta; Magnoliopsida; Proteales; Nelumbonaceae. Gene Ontology annotation, biological process: transmembrane transport. Gene Ontology annotation, molecular function: ABC-type transporter activity; ATP hydrolysis activity; ATP binding. The record is from RefSeq and is a predicted model, not a curated record. Gene Ontology annotation, cellular component: plasma membrane.
AAGGAACCCAAAUCCAGAAUAAAUAGACUUUCUGUUUUUUCACUUCUCUUCCAUCGGUUCUUCUUUGGCCAUCCUCUUCUUGACGACUCCAAUAUCCAUGCCGGAAAACCCCCAACAGUUUGCUUCUUUGAAUAUGUCUGAGCAACCCAACAACACAACCAUCGUCGCAUACCCAGUGCACCCCAAUCCUCCAUCUGUUCUACAACUUGCCGUGUUCCCUAUAACACUUAAGUUUGAAGAAGUGGUAUACAAAGUAAAACUGGAGGAGAAAGGCUUUUGGUGGGGUGGUACAUGGAAUACCAAAGAGAAGACUAUACUAAAUGGGAUAACAGGGAUGGUGUGCCCAGGAGAGAUCCUGGCGAUGCUAGGCCCGUCGGGCAGCGGCAAGACGACGCUGCUGACAGCUCUCGGAGGGCGGUUGAAUGGGAAGCUCUCCGGGAAGAUUACAUAUAAUGGGCAGCCCUUCUCCGGUGCCAUCAAACGGAGGACAGGAUUUGUGGCACAGGACGACGUACUCUACCCACAUCUGACUGUGACUGAGACCUUAGUAUUUACUGCACUACUAAGGCUGCCUGACACCCUGACUCGGGCUGAGAAGGUUCAGCAUGUCGAGCAUGUGAUCGCCGAGCUGGGGCUCGGCCGGUGCAGGAAUAGCAUGAUAGGAGGUCCACUCUUCAGAGGGAUAUCAGGAGGUGAGAAGAAAAGAGUCAGCAUAGGCCAAGAAAUGCUUAUCAGCCCAAGUCUUCUGCUGCUAGAUGAACCCACUUCAGGAUUGGACUCCACCACGGCUCAAAGGAUCCUGACCACCGUCAAGCGGCUCGCCGACGGGGGUCGCACCGUGGUUACCACCAUUCACCAGCCUUCAAGCCGACUGUACCACAUGUUUGACAAGGUGGUGUUGCUCUGUGAGGGCUACCCCAUCUACCAUGGCCCAGCAUCAGCUGCCUUGGAUUACUUCUCCUCUAUUGGCUUCUCUACGUCUGUUUCUGUCAACCCGGCCGAUCAUUUACUUGAUCUCGCCAAUGGGAUUGCCCCGGAUUCCAAGCAUGUCAAUGAACAAGGUGAUUUUCAGGCCAACAUGGAACAGGAGCAGAAAUCAGUGAAGGAGGCCCUCAUUUCUGCUUAUGACAAAAACAUUGCUACGAGGUUGAAAGCUGAGCUCUGCAGUACGGAUGUAAAUAGCUACAACUAUACAAGAGAUGCCUCUGCAAGGAAUUCCACAAAAUCAGAUCACUGGGGAACAAACUGGUGCCAGCAGUUUUUGAUUCUUCUGAAGAGAGGUCUGAAGGAACGGAGGUACGAGUCCUUCAACAGAUUACGAAUUUUCCAAGUCAUAAGUGUUGCUACCCUGGGCGGUCUCCUUUGGUGGCAUACCCCAGCAUCCCAUCUCCAAGACCGAAUAGCCUUGCUGUUUUUCUUCUCUGUGUUCUGGGGCUUCUUCCCACUGUACAAUGCUGUCUUCACGUUUCCUCAAGAAAGAUCAAUGCUCAUCAAAGAACGCUCUUCUGGAAUGUACCGUCUUUCCUCUUACUUCCUUGCCCGGACUGCCGGCGACCUGCCGAUGGAGCUCGCACUUCCUACUGCCUUUGUAAUCAUAAUCUACUGGAUGGGUGGACUCAAGCCUGACUUCACCGCCUUCGUUCUCUCCUGGCUUGUAGUUCUCUUCAGUGUUCUGGUCUCCCAGAGCCUUGGUCUUGCAUAUGGUGCCAUCCUCAUGGAUGUCAAACAGGCUGCCACCUUGGCUUCUGUGACCACCCUUGUCUUCCUGAUAGCCGGAGGCUACUACGUACAACAGAUUCCUCCCUUCAUUGUCUGGUUGAAGUACUUGAGCUACAGCUUCUACUGUUACAAGCUGCUUCUUGGGAUUCAGUACACUGAGAAUGACUACUACGAGUGUUCACAGGGAAUGUUUUGCCGGGUGGUAGAUUUUCCGGCUGUGAAGGUGGUGGGUCUGAAAAACUUGUGGGUGGAUGUAUCCAUCAUGGCCAUGAUGUUAGUUGGCUAUCGGCUUAUUGCGUAUAUGGCAUUACGCAGGGUGCAGGUGAGGUAAUCAACAGUCGAUUCAUUCAGCACCAGAGGACUAAUUUCGUCCAAGAACACCAACGGUUGAAGAGUUUUCUCUUUCUUCAGCUGAGGAAAAACGUUAGUUGAAAAGUUCGGUUAUGAGACAAAGGUCAUCAACCGCUUUGAUCCUUGUCACAGUUUCAUGUACUCAGACUUCAGUAAUAAUGAAAUAUACUAACUCCAAAUUUUAUUUCUCUA